Molecule: messenger RNA, 1189 nt
Organism: Phaeodactylum tricornutum CCAP 1055/1
Lineage: Eukaryota; Bacillariophyta; Bacillariophyceae; Surirellales; Neidiaceae
Exons: 1
Coding region: 103-978 (291 amino acids)
Source: RefSeq, a predicted model, not a curated record
CACCAAUACACACUAGUACACCAAGCCCCAGCAAGCCUCCGCUUUUACGGCUCGGAGCGAAUUUCUCUUGUCAGAAAAUCCGAGGCCUUGCGAGUGAACACCAUGAUGAUGAUACGAACGACAGCUCGCGUCCUUUUGGUCGCGGUGUUGACCUUGGGUGUGUUGUUGCCGUCGGCGACGUCUCGUGAUCUUUCGCUGAUCGCCGAAGUCUCCGCGGAAAGCAUUCCUCACGAAGAAUCUUCCUCGACUGCUUACAUCGUCUCUCGCGAUGCCUCGGAACGUAGUCAGGCUCGCGACUCCUCCGAUGAAGAGUUCGGCAACUUGGACGCGUCGGUCAGCGGCAAAAGCGGAGAUUCUUGGCUGAGCAACAACUUUGCUGCCGACGGCUGCGACUGCGUGUGUGAUUGCGAAGAGCAAGACUUGGACUGCAGCUGUGUUUGCAAGUGCGAUGAAGAACAAGACUCGGUGACGCAUAUCGACGAUUACCAGCAAGCUCAAGAAGCCGAAGUGUUGCCGCAACGUCGGCGAAGGCGCAUGGAAGACGAGUUCGGGAGCACGAUGUCCAUGGCCAUGCCUACCGCAGGUCCCAUGACCUUCGUUGGAGAAGCCCCCUCGACGCCGCCUAAUGGUCCCCCUAUUUCCAAGCCAACUCCACCAGGAAUGGGUAUGGGUACGGGUAUGAUGAGCAUGGGAAAAGGCAAAGGAAAGGGAAUGAGCAUGGCUAUGGGCAUGGGCAUGAGUCAGGCCAUGGGUAUGAUGGCCAUGGGAAAAGGCAAAGGAAAGGGCAAAGGGAAGGGAAUGAGCAUGGGUAUGAGCAUGGGUAUGAGUCAGGCAAUGAGCCAGGGAAUGAGCAUGGGAAUGAGUAUGAGCAUGGGAAUGAGCAUGGGGAAUGGGGCCUCCAGCAAUGGCAGCUCUCUCCAAUCCAAACUUUCUCAAUUACUUAACAAAUACAAGUCCAAAAGCAAGAACAUGAAGUAAAGACAAUUGUGAGUGUGAGCACCGUGACAAAAAGUGCUCUGGUCCGCGAGCUUUAGUUCUCCAAAAGGCGCGUGGGUUUUCUCGAUGAUCCGUGGCAACCACCACUAUUAUAAGCUGCCAUGUGUCAUCUUCGUUUGGGCUGAGGCGAGCGGGGAUAUGACUGGGAGUAUUUUACGUCCUACCAUCACUUUUAAAGUAAAUAGUCUGAAUA